AUGGACUCACCAGCAAUCCAGCGAUGUCUCAAAGAUAUCCGCAAACGACGGAAAGAUUUACGCCUCAUCCCACCUGCAGAUGUGGUCAUCGACUACUCGGACCCAACGUCCUUGUUAGGCGAAGGCGGGUUUUGUUCCGCCUACCGCGCGACGUACAACGAGCACACGGUCUGCGCGAGAGUCAUCGACGAAGACCGGGAGGUGAACAAAGAACAAACCGCAGUUGGGGAAGUGGCGACGAUUUCAAACUUACCGGAAAUCGCGGUGAAGAUAUUCGGGUACACGUGGACGCAAAAGCCCGGGCCGACGUUCGAUAAGAGGAAGCACCUGGCGGUGAUAUGCGAGUUAUGUCCGCACGGGAACUUGGAGGAUUUUAUGAAACGAGAGAAGGAACCGCUGACGCCGAGCGUGAAACUGGAUUGUUUUUUACAAGUCUUGGACGGGUUGGAGCAGUUGAAAGCGAAGAGAGUGAUAUGGAGAGACUUGAAGGCGAAGAAUAUUUUGGUGCGAGACGUGAAGCGACACGCGAAGACGAAGAAGGUGACGAAAGUGACGAUCGCGUUUACCGAUUGGGGGACAGCCGUGGAGUUACCGAAAAUGGGGAAACGACGGAUGACGUUGCACGGACCAGGAACGGAUGGGUACAUCGCUCCAGAAACGAGAGGGAACGGGUACGAUUACCAGGUGGACAUGUGGGCGUUUUUACUCUGGGCGGCGAGUAUGUGUUUAACCGUCGAAUGUUUAGUCGAUUGUCGAUUGGAAGAAAAGUUGGCCGAGUUACAGUUGGAGAAGAAAUCACACGCGACGAGUGCGCAAGAGAAGAAAGUCCUUUCGAUUUUAGACGCGUUUGACUUUGAGGUGGAGAGAGGGUGCGCGCCGAUUUACAACUUUUUGAAAAAGGAAACCCAGUGGGUGGAACCGACACAGCGGUGGUCGUGCGACGAGGCGAUUGAAUGUUUAGUGACGUUUCGAGACGAGAACGUGCACUUGCAGAUGCCCACGGAGUAUGCGUGCACACCGGCGAAGAGAGAUAAUUCGUUCUACGAAGAGAGCAGCGACGAGGAAGAAGAAGAAGAGGAGGAGGAGGAGGAGGAAGAGGAGAACGAAAACGACGAAAACGAGGCGCCCGGGACGGAGAUCAAAGGUACUCUCGUCAAGCCAACAACCAUAGCGCAAAAGCGGUUCAACGCGCACAACAUGGGGGGCAUCGCCAUGAACCUCAACUCCGUUCAAAGAACGCCGUAUAACCCAAUGUCGGAGAAAUACACGCCUAUUGCCAGUCGUAAAAAAUCUGCCACGUUUCAGUUGGACCACGAAAACAACGUCUACUCGACGGCGAAGAAACCAAACUCGUCUUCGUCGAGGAAAACGGACCAACCGUUGAGAUCAAUCUUAAAAACUGGUGGAAGCAAUACCAGUCGAAGCGCGAAUGGAAGCGCAAACAACUACAGUUACGCGUCACCGGUUCGGUUUGAAGAUAAACCGUCGCCGAUGGUUGUGUACUCGGAGACGCCUGGAUUUAACCGACGACCGAUGCACUCGAGACGAAAUGGCGAAGUUGUUUUACCGCCUCCGUUGUUCGCCGAGGCUGAGCGAGAGGCAGAGUUGUUCAAAGAGAAAAUGUUACAAAAAGAACGAAACGGAGGCGAUGAAGAUGGAGAGGAGGACGAUAGCGGAGAGGAGGAAGAAGAGAUUGAAACGACGCAACCGUUAGACGCCGGGAACAAAGAAAAUACCAUCGACGAAGCAAACUCGGGGGCCGGGUCGCGUAUUUUCGCCAUGUCACCGCGCAAGUUAGUCGGAAGAAACAGCGCUUUGCAGUCAUCGAACGAGAACAACAAAAGGAAUAACACCAACAAUAAGAAUGCUCGAACGUCGAAGCGCGACGUGAAGCCGCCGAAGAUUUUUAGUCCUCAGGUCAUCGAGAAAGGAAGCAGAAAGCGAAAAGCGGCGGCUACGGCUGCUUCUGCUGCUGUCAAUGCGGUAGCUUCUAAACGACGAGGCCAACCUGCUGCUGCUUCUGCUAGUGCUGCUGCUGCUGCUGACAACUCCAUGGCGAUGGUGUUGAAAACCGCCGGGUGCUCAAAAUGUCGAUGGUCGUCGAGAGGUUGCGGCAAGUGCGAUCCAGACACACCGAGAGUCCCGAGAGGUAUUUCAGCGGCAAGAAAGAAGGCGAGAGAAGCGGCGACGAAAUCCAAGGUAACCGCCAAACGUCCAAGAGGCCGCCCGCCCGCAACUAAGAAUAAUAAUAAUAACAACAACAAAAAGUUAGCGGUGGUGAAGACGCAAGCGACGAAGAAGACGAGAGUAGUACGAAAGAAAACAAAAGCAUCUUUGGUGCAGAAAAAGACGGCGUCGACGAAGGAUACAUCCACUGGUUGCUCCAAGUGUCGAUACUCUAAAAACGGAUGUGGCAUGUGCGAUCCGUCCAAGCCGAGACAACGAAGAGGUCCGAGGAAGAGCACGGAUUCGUCUCAAGUCUUGUGUCUCCCGGCGCCCGGAGAGGAAGACGGGGGAGGAAGACAAGUAAUAAGGACGUACGAACGAAGAAAAAACCCGGUGGGUCGACCAACGAAACACACUCGAGCGGUUCGAACCGAGUUGGGAUGUUCCAAGUGUCGGUACACCGCGUGUUCGAAAUGUCGAAGCGAGUUGGCUUUCGACCGAGCUUUGUUCGGUACUCCGGCUGCGCCAAAGACCAAAUCGCGACUGUCGUCUUGA
Messenger RNA from Bathycoccus prasinos, 2721 nucleotides. RefSeq lists its product with no specific name. Gene Ontology annotation, biological process: mitotic DNA damage checkpoint signaling; protein phosphorylation. Gene Ontology annotation, cellular component: nucleus; cytoplasm. The record is from RefSeq and is a predicted model, not a curated record. Gene Ontology annotation, molecular function: ATP binding; protein serine/threonine kinase activity. Lineage: Eukaryota; Viridiplantae; Chlorophyta; Mamiellophyceae; Mamiellales; Bathycoccaceae. The coding region runs from base 1 to 2721 and encodes 906 amino acids. The transcript has a single exon.